Populus nigra (black poplar) is the source of this 1712-nucleotide messenger RNA. RefSeq names its product wax ester synthase/diacylglycerol acyltransferase 4-like. Gene Ontology annotation, molecular function: long-chain-alcohol O-fatty-acyltransferase activity; diacylglycerol O-acyltransferase activity. Gene Ontology annotation, biological process: triglyceride biosynthetic process. NCBI's taxonomy places the organism in Eukaryota, Viridiplantae, Streptophyta, Magnoliopsida, Malpighiales, Salicaceae. Gene Ontology annotation, cellular component: plasma membrane. The record is from RefSeq and is a predicted model, not a curated record. The transcript is spliced from 5 exons. The coding region runs from base 157 to 1581 and encodes 474 amino acids.
UUUCUUUAGCCACGCAUCUUAGUGUUUCUUUCUUUGGUUUUGUGCUCCAUCCUGCAGAGCAAUACCCUUCACAUUUCUUUAGCCACGCAUCACAUUUUGCAAACAAUAGGCUUUGGUAGACAGAGAAUUAGAGAUUGAUCCAGAAACUACAAAUUAAUGGAGCUUCUACGAGAUCAAGAAACAUCAGAACCCGUGAGCCCUUCAGGGCAAUUUCUGAACAACUCUGUUCUGUCACUCUCUAUCAUUGCUGUUUUGGAAUUGGAAGUGCCUUUUGAUGACUCUCUAGCUGUUCCAUUGCUCAAUGAUGUUUUCCUCCCUAUUAAUCCUCGUUUCUCCUCCAUUAUGGUUACAGAUAACGAUGGAGUAAAGCGAUGGAAAAAGGUUGAGGUGAGGCUCAAAGAUCAUGUCAGUGUUCCAGUUUUCGCCUCCGGAAUGUCAACACAAUUUUAUGAUGAAUGCCUUGAUGAUUAUCUUUCAAAAAUGGCAAUGGAACAAUUUCCACAAAGCCAGCCAUUGUGGGAAGUUCACAUUAUAAAAUAUCCCACAAGCCAUGCAGCUAGUAACAUAGUGUUCAAGUUUCACCAUUCCCUUGGUGAUGGCAUCUCUUUAAUGGGAGCUCUCCUUUCUUGUUUAAAAAGAGCUGAUAAUCCUUCUCUUCCCUUGACAUUUCCUUCUGUUCAGUUGCAUGCCAAUAAGAAUGGCAGAGAUCUUAGCAUGUUCAGGAAAGUGCCUAGAUUUUUGUCAUCGGUUUACAACACGCUAUCAGAAAUGUGUUCAACCAUUGCAAAGAGUUCCUUGUUCGAGGAUGACAAGACACCAAUACGAUCCAGGCAUUCUGGGGUGGAGUUUCUUCCUGUUUCCAUAACAACAAUGACUUUCUCUCUUGAUCAUAUCAAACAAAUCAAGGCCAGGCUUGGAGUGACAUUAAAUGAUGUCAUUACUGGAACAAUAUUCUUGGGAGUUAGGAUAUACAUGGAAACAGUGAGUCAAGGAUCAGGCAACGCACGUAGUACAUCAUUGGUGUUGCUUAACACAAGAGUGCAUGGAGGCUACAGGUCGGUCCAAGAAAUGUUAAAACCUGGUGCUGAGUUGCCAUGGGGUAACCAUUUUGCUUUCUUGAACAUACCGAUUCCCAAGUUCAGAGAUGAAGAGGCUAGGAAUAAUCCCCUGCAAUUUGUCUUGAAAGCAAGAAAAGUCAUCAAGAGGAGGAGAAGCUCAUUUGGUGUUUACCUCACCGCCAAGUAUCUUCAGCUUGUUGGGAAAUUUAGCGGUCCAAAGAGAGCAUCUCAAUACAUACAUGGCACGUUGGAGAAUACAAGCAUAGGAAUCACAAAUUUAAUGGGGCCGAUGGAGCAGCUGGCGGUGGGUAACAGUCCAAUCAAGGGGCUAUACUUCGUGGUGACAGGGUCGCCUCAGAGCCUUAUGACUGGAAUAGUAAGCUAUGCCGGACAGCUCAGAGUUGCUUUGCUUGUAGAAAAGGACUUCAUCGAUCCACAGAAGCUCAGGUCACACAUAGACAAGGCAUUUGGCAUGAUUUUCAAGGCUGCAUGUGGAACAAGCACCGAUCCGCCGGCCAAUUAAUGAUUUGCUGGAGAAAGAAAAUCUGCACGGUCGGCUUUUCGCACUGAUAUGUAUCAAUGAAAAAUUAUUGGCGUUGACCUUCAAUAAAUAUUCCUGCAAGAUAUUACAAUAAAGAAAAUAGUGUUCAUCCC